CAAAAGGUGCAAAAGAAGGCUGUGGAAGAGUUACUUAAAGAGGCAAAACGUGGGAGAACCAGAGCUGAAACAAUGGGAGCUAUGGGUUGGUUGAAAUGUCCUCUUGCUGGUACAAAUAAAAGAUUUCUCAUUAAUACCAUCAAAAACACCUUACCAUCUCAAAAAGAGCAAGACCAAGAACAUGAGCAAAAGGAAGACAGUGAGGAGCCUGAGCCAAACAAAAGCAGGAAAGAAGAAAAACCAAAGAAACGCAGAAUUCAGCCGUAUACACCCAGCUUCCAGUCCAGAAGGAGAGUCAGCUACUCUCCUCCGAGGCACCGAAACAGGAACCAGCACACAAAGGAUAAGCAUGAAAAGCAAUCAAGCAAACGAUGAGGAGAGGAGAGUGACAGGAUAUGUGUUACUACAAGCCAGGAAUGUCAUUAACUGUCGGACUGCAGCGAUGUCUCUGUUUUUCAGGAAAAGAUGCUGUUCAAAGCUGAGUUUUGAACCAACUUGCUUGUGUGAGAAGUAACCUUGAGGUAGCUUUAGAAGACUUUUCUUUGGGACCUUUAAGAGAGCAGCAAAGUGCAGCGUAAGGUCUUUCAGUCGUUUUAGAAUGGACAUUCCUUUCCCUUUGCUCCAUUCCUCUCUCCCCUUCUGACUAAGCUUAGGGUCUUGGUGAUGGAGCGUGAUACGUGUGUCACUGUCUGAUACAACUCGUUUAGUCGUGUCACUCUUUUGGAAAUAAGUUUAAAUUAAGCAGAAAUCUAUUUAUUGUGUAAAGUUGGCAGAGCUUCUUUGCUGCUAACCAAUAAAGAAGUUUUGCGUGUUGGGGUUAGUUUAGUUUUACACAAUCUAGAAGAAGGGGAAGCUGCUCAGUGCCUGGCCAAGCACAUUAAUUUUGUAUAGAAUAUAAGAGUUUACUUUCUUUAGUUUAAAAAGAACAAAUUUAAAAUGGGCAACACUGUUUUUGCUUUCCAGGAGGAACUACCAGGAAAUACUGAUUUUCCUUGUUAUUGUGUAUUCACAAACCUGUCAUAGAUAAUAACAAACAUUACCCCUAAAAAGCCAUAACUGCAAUAACUGUCUCUGUUUAGACUUCCCUCUGUAAGGAAGUAGUUUGAACAGUCUGUUGUCAUGGUGCUUUCAGAACAAACCUUGAAGACAAAAUUAUCACGUUCUCUGUCCACUGCUAGGAAGUUUCCAAGUAAAUGUGUAAUACUAGAAAUGCAGAGG
Messenger RNA from Opisthocomus hoazin, 1218 nucleotides. Lineage: Eukaryota; Metazoa; Chordata; Aves; Opisthocomiformes; Opisthocomidae. The record is from RefSeq and is a predicted model, not a curated record.